AAUCAACUGUUUUUCAGGUGAUUAUCACCCCUUUUUGGGUCCAUAGUGAAAUUGCUAUGUGUAUGAUUGCAAUGAGUAUGCUACAGUGAUUUUAUUCCUAGCGUAAGAGAUACAAGCAACAGUGGUAAACGGAGUAUGUAUGGUCACGUCGUACCAUAGCUACGUUUUCUUGAAGCCAUGGCGUUGUCGCGCCAUAUCGUGAGGCGGUACCCAGUUUGUGAUUGUCGAUAUGAUCGCGUCCGACUGUAUCGUCGUCAGCGGUUAUUGCGGCACCACCAUAUUGUCAUCAAGCGAUAUGGUCAGGCCGUACUGUACCAUUACCCAGCGGUAUGGUCGUGUGGCACCAUAGCAGCAUCUGGUACCAUAUUAGCGGUGGGAUAGCUGGGAACUUCCAUACCUGGAGCAGAGAUUAGUAAAGCAAGGUAUAGUUGAGUGCUACUAUACUGCACUAAUAUGGUCGUCUUGAAUCAUAUUGUUGAAGUGACUAAUUUGGCGGUAUCACAGUCGGUAGUGGAUAUGGUAUGGUUGAGCGCUACUGUUCUGGUCUGUGUGUGCUUUUCAGUGGGAACGUAGGU
Molecule: messenger RNA, 575 nt
Organism: Serpula lacrymans var. lacrymans S7.9
Lineage: Eukaryota; Fungi; Basidiomycota; Agaricomycetes; Boletales; Serpulaceae
Exons: 1
Coding region: 178-381 (67 amino acids)
Source: RefSeq, a predicted model, not a curated record